AUGACAUCUAACACGAAACUUGGACCAGAACAACUAAGGCCAUACUACGAUCAUGACAGUUUUGAUGCUGGCUAUUCAGUCAUCCUCAAAAAGGGUGUUGGGUUAAUUGAUACAAAAACAGGUAAACCGAUAACAGCAAACUUAUCUUCAAAUGCUAUAGAAAAGCAAGUGAGUGAAAGCAGCUUUGGAUCGUCACCAGGGCUAAUACGAAGAGCGUUCGAUAGACAGGGAGGUGUAGGAAUACAGUCUAACAAAGUUGCUGGGGACAAGAACUUUAUAUCUGAUUUGGAGUUUAGCGAGUAUUUCGAAGUCAACAAUAUGCUUGAGUUGUUAAAGAAUCUAUUUUGGACAAUGUUUAAAGAUUACGUUAAAGUGUUGCUUGCACAACCGUUGGAAAUCACUCGAUUGGUUUUACAAGUUGGCAAAUUCAAUUUCAACGCGAAAAAGAAGGAUGGCAAGGAGAAACUGAAGAGAUUAUUGGAUCUGACCCACUCAUUAUCUUCAUCUAACGCAUCUUUGAGGAGUGGGAGUGCGGGCCCUGAACCAUUGGGCCAACAUCAUCACCAACAACUUGGCUUUGCUGAGCAGGAUGAACCAAUUGAUUAUUUCCAACCACAAAGUGAUCUGCAAGUGUGGGCCAAUCCAAACACUACUUAUGAGCCGCCAACUCCAGCUCCACCUUCAGUCUCCGCUGACAAGUUUGUGCCACCGCCAAUCAAACGAUUGAGCACGAAAAAGAGACUCAGGGUGUACAAAAUCCAGCCAAAAUCAUUGCACACUAUAGAAAUUAUGUCUGCAAUCGCCAACAAGGAUUCUUUCUUGGCUUUGUUUAGAGGUGUUAAUGCAUCGUACCUUUAUCAAGUAUUGACUCAUAUGAUUGAAGCUUACAUUACCGGGUUUGUAUCGCCAUUUUUGGGUAUUCCAGACCCCUUCUUUCUUGACUUGACUCAUUCGAACGAUCCGUUCAAAUCUUUGUGGUUGUCAGUUUCAGCUUGUGUGCUUACCGGGUUGGUGAUGAUUCCGUUGGAUUUGAUACGUGUCAAGUUCAUGAUCACACAACCAACUUCGCUUGCCUUGACUAAUGAAGCUUCCAAUAAAGAGGAUGUAUUGGAGAAGGCUGCCGAAGAAGUUGUUCAAAAUACAAGGUCCUUUAGAGAAUCGAUUAGGAAUUUCCCAACAUAUUAUUUGAAGCAUCCACCCACGCCAAUCAUCUUUUUCACCACAUUGUACCAGUUAUCAACCAGUGUUUUCAGAAAAAUGGCACCAUAUUUGUUGUACAUCAAAUUCAAUAUUGAUGCUUACUCAUCGCCUACGAUUUACACAUUUGUCAAUUUGCUUUCGCUGAUUGGUGAGUUCUUUGUCAAGUUGCCAGUUGAAAACUUGUUGCGGAAAGAGCAGGUUCGUUUCUUAUUGGAACCAAAAGUUCAUGAUGAAAAGAAGGUUAUUACAAUUGUGAAGCCAGAAGAGAACAUGAUUGUGGAGUUUAAUGGUGUGAGCUCGUCAGUGGAUGGGGAAGAACUUACUACGAUCCAGAAGGUGAAACAAUUGGGAUUGUUUAAUGGUUGGAGAGUUGGAUUGUUGAAUGUUGUUGGAUUCUGGGGAUACAAUAUUUUCAAAAACAGUGGUAAUCCGUUACAAGUGGAGAGGUUAUAA
Molecule: messenger RNA, 1653 nt
Organism: Lodderomyces theae
Lineage: Eukaryota; Fungi; Ascomycota; Pichiomycetes; Serinales; Debaryomycetaceae
Exons: 1
Coding region: 1-1653 (550 amino acids)
Source: RefSeq, a predicted model, not a curated record